Phodopus roborovskii (desert hamster) is the source of this 4207-nucleotide messenger RNA. It is a transcript of the gene Lima1, whose product is annotated as LIM domain and actin binding 1. Bases 126 to 2411 code for a protein of 761 amino acids. Gene Ontology annotation, molecular function: actin filament binding. Gene Ontology annotation, biological process: actin filament bundle assembly. The transcript is spliced from 11 exons. Gene Ontology annotation, cellular component: actin cytoskeleton; plasma membrane. Lineage: Eukaryota; Metazoa; Chordata; Mammalia; Rodentia; Cricetidae. The record is from RefSeq and is a predicted model, not a curated record.
CUGCCGAACCGUAGGUGCUGCUAUCCAGUCGCGACAGGUGCGCUGGACAGAGCGCAGGGUCCGUGUCCGUGCUACGCCGAGCACCGCCGACUUUCUAGUCUGGUGUUUCAGAGUCUGUAGACAAGAUGGAAUCCACUCCAUUUAAUAGACGACAAUGGACUUCCCUGUCAUUGAGAGUAACAGCCAAAGAACUUUCUCUUGUCAACAAGAAUAAGUCAUCGGCAAUUGUGGAAAUAUUCUCCAAGUACCAGAAAGCGGCUGAAGAGGCAAACACAGAAAAGAAGAGAAAUAACACUGAAACCCUCCCCCAGCACUUUAGAAGAGGGACCCUGUCGGUGUUAAAGAAGAAGUGGGAGAACCCUGUGGCUGCAGCAGAGUCCCCCAUAGACACACUGCCAGACAGCAGCAUCGAGGGCGGGCGCGGGCACAGAGUGGACCACCCUCCUGCCGAAGUGACGGAGGGCUCUGCUUCUGGACCCAGAGCAGACCAGGAAGGGCAAACCCAGCCCAAACUUAGAUUUGGAUCUCGUCCGGAAGCCGUUAUUCACUGUCGGCAUUCCCCCUCUGAGGACAGCCUGGAUCUUAAAGCCCAGGCCACAGAAAGUCAGAAAAUGGAAAAUUGUCUAGGAGAUUCCAGACAUGAAGUAGAGAAAUCUGAAAUGAGUGAACACACAGAUGCUUCGGGCAAGAUAGAGAAAUACAAUGUUCCGCUCAACAGACUAAAGAUGAUGUUUGAGAGAGGUGAACACACUCAAAACAAGAUUCUUUGGACCCAAAGCCGAAAUGCAGGUGGAAAAAGGAUCUCUGAAAACAGCUGUUCCUUGGAUGACUUGGAAAUAGGUCCUGGUCAUUUGUCAUCUUCUGCAUUCAAUUCUGAGAAGAAUGAUAGUAAGCGGAGCCUGGAGCUCCCACGCCUCUCAGAAACCUCCAUCAAGGAUCGAAUGGCCAAAUACCAGGCUGCUGUGUCCAAGCAGAGCAGCUCAACCAGCUACACAAAUGAGUUGAAAGCCAGUGGUAGUGAGAUCAAAACUCAUAAACUGGAACAAAAGGAAAAUGUGCCCCCGGGUCCCGAGGUCUGCAUCUCCCAUCAGGAAGGAAAAAAGGUUUUUGCAACUGAGAAUAGUCUGGUGGCCCAUUCUAGCCCCGCUGAAGAUGAUGCCUGUAACUCCCAGCUGAAGAGUGAGGACCAGCAGCCUGUGCACCCUAAGCCACUAAGUCCUGACGCCAGAACUUCGAGUCUUCCAGAAAGUUCUCCUUCCAAAACAGUGAAGAAAUUUCAGGCUCCUGCAAAAGAGAGCUGUGUGGGGUGUCAGAAGACAGUGUACCCCAUGGAGCGUCUCCUGGCCAACCAGCAGGUGUUCCACAUCAGCUGUUUCAGAUGCUCCUACUGCAACAACAAACUUAGUCUAGGAACAUAUGCAUCUUUACAUGGACAAAUCUAUUGUAAGCCUCACUUCAAUCAACUCUUUAAGUCUAAAGGCAAUUACGACGAAGGCUUCGGCCACAGACCACAUAAGGAUCUUUGGGCAAACAAAAGUGAAAAUGAAGAAAUCUUAGAGAGACCGGCCCAGACUCCAAAUACAGGGGAGACCCCCCAUAGCCCCAGGGUAGAAGAUGCCCCCAUUGCUAAGGUGGGUGUUCUGGCUGCAAAUAUGGAAGCUAAGGUCUCCUCUCAGAGGGAGAAGGAAGAUAAGCCAGCUGAGACCAAGAAACUGAGGAUUGCUUGGCCGCCCCCAGCUGAACUGGGCAGUUCAGGGAGUUCCAUGGAGGAAGGGUUCAAGGUCUCUAAGCCCAAGUGGCCUCCUGAGGAUGAAACUAGCAAGACGGAGGCUCCAGAGGAUGUAGACCUGGACCUGAAGAAGCUGAGGCGAUCUUCCUCGCUGAAGGAGAGGAGCCGCCCAUUCACGGUAGCUGCUUCAUUUCGAACCUCUUCCAUCAAGAGCCCCAAGAUGCUAUCACCUGUCAGGAAAGGUUGGAGCAUGUCUGAGCAGAAUGAGGAGUUUGGAGGAGGGAUAGUAAUGGAAGGGAAACAAACGGAAAAUGCCAAAGCCUCUGAGAAGAACGGGAAUGUGGGGAAAUCACGCUGGCAGAGCAAGGAUUCCGCCAGGGAGGAAGUGGUGAGGAGGAGCAAGGACAGUCAUGAUUUUGAGCUGGAGAGUGAGAAUUUCAUAGAAAAUGGAGCGAACAUCGAUGAAGAUGAUAGCAAUGACCUCGUGCAGCAGUCUCCACUAGAACCCGAGUCUCCAAGUUGGUCCGGCUUUGUAGACACCACUCCUACAAAAGAGUUUACAACCCAGAAUCAAAAAUCUCAAGAUGUGGGGUUCUGGGAGGGGGAAGUGGUCAGAGAGUUAUCAGUGGAGGAACAGAUAAAGAGAAACCGGUACUACGAUGAGGAUGAAGAUGAAGAAUAACAGGCCGCCAUGGUGCUGGCCUUAAAUUCCUGUCAGCACUAGUACUUACUGCCCUUUAUCAAGUGGUGCCCAGAGACAGGCAGGGAGGUGCCAGCUGUCAUUUAUGUGGGUGCCACUUCGGAAAGGAAUUCCUGCUACCAAAACAGAAAACAAACAAAAGAGAAUCAAUUCUAAGUGCGUUAUUGGAACUCUAUUUGAAACCUGGUGUGGUGGCACUUGGGAGGCAGAGACAGCGGAUCUCUGAGUUCCAGGCCAGCCUGGUCUACAGAGUGAGUUCCAGGACAGCCAGGGAUACACAGAGAAACCCUGUCUUGAAAAACAAAAAGAAAAAGUGCAUUUUAACAGUGAAGAUAUGCAUAAGGACUAACUAAGCAAGAAAGGCUUUCAUUGGUAUAGCUCAGUGUCCACUGCAGUCCCAAACGUCAAUAUUAAAGUGUCUAGACUGCCACAUUUUUACACUACAAAUACCACUGUGGAAUUGGAGACAAACAACAGAUUUAGGUGCCUACAUAUCAUGACCAGAAGCACUUUAGUAUAAAGGGCACAGUGUAGAUAUUUUUACCAAUUUCAUUUUUUAGUACUCAGCUGUUUAAAUCAAAUAUUUAGUCUUUCAAAUUUUUCUUAUGCUUUUUAUCCCUCUGGUAGAUAUGGGAUCUUAUUGCUCUGGGCCCUACACUUGGCAUGUUUACUCAUUGAGGUAUAAUACAACAACCUCUAUCCCAGUGAGAUGGCUCACUGAGUAAAGGCACUUGCUACACAAACCUGACCACCUGAGUUCGAUCCCCAGCACCCACGUAUCAAGAUGAGAGAACCAAUUCCACAAGGUUAUCCUCUGACAGACAUGCCCUGUGGCACAUAUGCCCAUAAAAAUAAUAAUAAACAAUUAAAAAAAAUAAGCCACUCUUCUGAGAUACCUGUGAGAACAAAGAACCAACCUGUAUGCUUUGGUGCUUGGAGAGGCCCACUGGAGCAUUUGCCAGUGUGUUUAUCUGGACUCUAGGUGAUUGCUUCCUCUGUUUGGUGGCUUCUCACAAUUUACAGAAAGCUUGCACUGUUUUUACAAGACCUUCUGGAUCAGGGUUCACCAUGCUAUGGGCAAAACAAAAUAAAGACUCUGAAGGAGGGAAAACAAAGAGGAACUGCCUAGGCUCCGAUCUCCACAGCCACCCUGAGGCAAAUCUUGUCAAAACCUAUCAGCUCUGAAAUGUAUUGACUUUUGUGGCAGAUAUAUCUCCAGGGGUUAAAUUCAAUCAGUUUUAGGUCUUUCUUCUUGGAUGGUGUCCUAGCUUGAUUCACUGUUGGUGUAAUGAAACACUGAGCAGAAAGUGACUGAGAGGAAGAAGUUCAUUUCCAUCACAGGUCACACUGGUUGUCAAGGAAGUGAGGCAGGAACAUGGCUCCUUGGCUCCUUCUCCAUGGCUUACUCAGGUUGCUUUCUUAUACAACCAGGGCUGCCUGCCAAGGUGUGGCUCUGCUCACAACAGUAACAACAAAAAGCUCUACAGACAAUGCCCACAGACUAAUCUGUUAGAGAGAGUUCCUCAAUUGAGAUCCCCAGGCAAUCUCUUUGUCAAAUUGGCAAAAACCAGCACAGGCGGUUUUCUCUAGCAUUAAGACUUUAGAACAUUAUACACACACACAGGGAUCACGUAUGGGCAACGGGUGUUUUUAAGGUAGAGGCCUUUUUGCAUUUGUAGAGAUUUAGCUCUACUUUAGAGACGUAAAAUAAUGUUUCUUUAUAGUCUUGGUUAGUCUAAAACAUUUUUAUUCAAUAAAGCUUUUAAUUUACAUUUUAA